UCGCUCCGUCUGUCAUCUUCCUCCUCGGCUCCUCGCGCGAGCGCCGCCACCCCUCCCUCCCAAUUCCGCUGCCGGGCGCCGCAGCCCCCUGCCUCGUCUUCCGCCACCGUAGGUAUCUAUCUCCCCUUCAAUUCUCUCGCUCCCGACCUCCCAUAACCUACCUUGCCCUACUGGGUCCUCCGCCCGUGCCAGCGACCUUGGAGGGAGGCGGGAGAUGAAGAACUUGAAGCUUGUGACCAGGAUCGCGCAGCAGCUCCAGCUCCAGCUCGACGGAGAGACCCUCGUCGUAUCCUCCAUUGACGCCGAGCGCCACCGCGCCUUCUUCGCCUCCUCCGCCAACUUCCUCUACUCCGUCCACCUCCUCGCCUCCACCCAGCAACCAUUGCAAUGGAGCAAAACUACUCUAGACUCAGAUGUGGAGGAGGUUGUUCUUGAGCCUGGAGAUUGCAUAGUUGCUAUGGAUUAUCUAAUGGAAAAGGAAUCUCUGCUCCUUGGUUCAUCAGAUGGUUGUCUCUUAUUGUAUAACGUGGAGGAAAGAACAACCGAAGUUGUAGGAAGGGUGGAGGGUGGUGUUAGGACCAUUGCCUCUAGUCCUGAUGGGGCCCUUCUCUCUGUAACAACCGGAUUUGGGCAGUUGCUCGUCAUGACACAUGACUGGGAAGUGCUGUCUGAGACUUCUAUUGACCCUCAAAGUACUGGUGCAGGUGAGAUCGACAGUUGUGGUGCUCUGAUCCAAAGUUCUAUUUCUUGGAGGGGUGAUGGGAAAUUUUUUGCUACCCUUGGGGGCCUUGACGGUAGCCCUCAAAAACUUACUAUUUGGGAACGUGAAUCUGGAAAGGUGCAUUCUUCUUCAGAUACCAAGAAUUUUAUGGGACAAUCACUUGACUGGAUGCCGAGUGGAGCCAAGGUUGCUACUGCGCAUGAUAGGAAGACAGAGGGAAAGGGCCCUCUUGUUGUAUUCUAUGAGAAGAAUGGCUUAGAAAGGACCUGUUUUUCCAUUAAUGAGACAGCAGAGGUUGUCAUCCAAGCUUUAAGAUGGAACUGCAACUCCGAACUCCUAGCUGCUCUAGUUUCUUGUGGCCAGUAUGAUGUUAUUAAAAUAUGGUCCUGCAGCAACAAUCACUGGUAUUUGAAACAAGAGCUGCACUACACAAAGAAAGAGGGGGUGAAGUUUUCUUGGGAUCCGACAAAACCGCUGCAUCUCAUUUGUUGGACACUAGGAGGCGAGGUUAUUACCCACAGGUUUGCUUGGACUACUGCUGUCAGUGAGACUUCGAUUGCCUUAGUUAUUGAUGGCUCCCAUGUCCUUGUAACUCCUCUCAAUUUGGACCUCAUGCCACCCCCCAUGUCGCUGUUCCAUCUUGCAUUUCCUUGUGCGGUGAACGAGGUUUCGUUUCUAUCCAAGAACUCAAAGAACCAUUUGGCUGCUUAUCUUUCAAAUGGCUGCUUAUGUUUUGUGGAACUUCCAGCGGAAGAUACCUGGGAAGAGUUGGAAGACAAUGGGAUAAGUGUUGACCCUUGCUGUUCUGACUUCACUCUGAAUAACUGCAUGCACCUCACUGUGGUAGAUACACGUACAUUGAUUGGUAUCUGUCGCUGCAGUGAUUAUUGUUCUUCAACACCGAUGAUGUCCAGCGAAGCUAGUAACCUGGCAGAAAAACAUGAUUCACUGUUCUUUGUCAAUGAGAUCAAACUUGUAUGUUCUGAAGAUUCUUUACCAGGUUCAGUGAGUUCAUCUGGUUGGCAAGCUAGAGUAUCAAAGAGAAUGCCUCUGGAGGGUCCGGUUGUUGGAGUCUCCCGGAACCUAGGAAAAGGAGGUUCAGCCUUUAUCCAAUUAAGUGGAGGAAAGAUUGUUGAAUACUGCUCUGAUGUAAAUUUGUUGAGAAUGACUGCACCGACAAAAGGCGGUGAAGUUUGUUCCGAUUAUGAUUUUCCAACAUCAUGCCCUUUGAUGACUGCUGUUCCAUGCCAUCAAAAUGGUGUGGUCCGAACCCUUCUCUUUGGACUCGACGACAGCAGCAAACUGCAUUUGGGCAAAAGGUUGUUGAGCAACAACUGCAGCAGCUUUACAUUCUAUUCCAGUGCUUAUGGAGCUGCUGAGCAGGUUGUGACACACUUGCUUGUGACUACUAAGCAGGAUCUUUUAUUCAUUGUGGAUGUCAAUGAUAUUUUACUUAAAAACGGCCAAGUGACAGUUGAUGGCCAUGUCAAUAGCCAUCCUCGUAGAAAGCAAAGCAAAGAGCAUAUCACUGUGUGGGAGAAGGGGGCAAAACUUGUUGGGGUUCUCCAUGGUGAUGAAGCAGCGGUCUUAAUGCAAACAACCCGUGGUAACUUAGAGUGUAUGUACCCUAGAAAGCUGGUCCUUGUUUCAAUUGUUCAAGCACUGGUUCAGAGGCGUUUCAAAGAUGCAAUGGACAUGGUAAGGCGCCAUCGGAUAGAUUUCAACAUGAUGGUUGAUUAUUGUGGAUGGAGAACUUUUAUCAAGUCAGCUGCAGAUUUUGUCACAGAAGUCGGUAACCUUAGCCACAUCACUGAAUUUGUUUGCUCAAUUAAGAAUGAGAAUGUCAGCAGCAAAUUGUAUGAGGCCUACAUAUCAUUUCCUGAUCAGUGCACAACCUCAAUGGAUAAUGCAAACUCAGAUGACAUUUUCUCAGAUAACAAAGUAACAGCUGUACUGAUGGCAAUUCGAAAAGCCCUCGAGGAACAAACAGAAGAAAGCUCAUCAAGAGAGCUCUGCAUACUGACCACUUUGGCACGUAGUGAACCUCCAUUGUUGGAAGAAGCACUAAAUAGAAUUAAAGUCAUUCGAGAACUGGAACUUCUUGGGGUUGAUGAUGCAAGACGAAAGCUCUACCCAUCUGCUGAAGAGUCUCUGAAGCACUUGCUUUGGUUAACAGAACCAGAAGCUGUUUUUAAUGCUGCUUUGGGUCUGUAUGAUCUGAACCUUGCUGCUAUAGUUGCUUUAAAUUCCCAAAAAGAUCCCAAGGAGUUCCUUCCUUUUCUCAAGAGUCUUGAAUGCCAACCUCCUUCUAUUAUGAGGUACACAGUAGACUUAAAGCUUGGAAGAUAUGAGAGUGCUCUCAAAAACAUUGUUUCUGCUGGUACCGAGUAUCACAAGGAUUGUAUGGAACUCCUUAACGCUAACCCUCAGUUGUUCCCACUGGGCCUCCAGUUAUUUAGUGACCUAGAUAAAAGGCAUCAAAUUCUUGAGGCAUGGGGUGACCAUCUUUCUGAAGAAAAGUGUUUCGGAGAGGCUGCAAUAACUUAUCAAUGUUGUUCAUCAUAUCAGAAAUCCUUGAAAGCUUAUCAUGCGUGUGGGGACUGGAGAGGUGUGUUCACUGUCGCAGGCCUUUUGAAAUUCGGAAAGGAAGAGAUUCUAAAACUAGCACAUGAACUAUGUGAUGAAUUCCAAGCACUUGGGAAGCCGGGAGAUGCUGCUAAAAUAGCACUGGAUUACUGCUCAGAUGUUGAUAGAGGCAUAGGCUAUUAUAUCACUGCAAGAGAAUGGGAAGAAGCUCUUAGAGUGGCUUAUAUGCACAGCAGGCAGGAUAUGGUCGAUACUGUUAGACAUGCAGCUUUGGAAUGUGCUGCAUUGCUGAUAUCCGAGUAUCAAGAAGGAUUGCUGAAGGUGGGUAAGUAUCUAGCACGUUACAUUGCUGUGCGGCAGAGGAGAUUGUCACUUGCGGCAAAACUCCAGUCAGAGGACUGCCUUAUGGAUGUUGAAGAUGACAACAUUUCAGAAGUCAGCUCUAGUUUCAGCGAAAUGAGUGCAUAUACCACCAGGUCAACAAAGGAGUCAAGUGCGUCUGUCAUAUCUAGCAGUGCCAGCAAGUCACGAGGUGCAAGACGGCAAAAGAAAGGUGGCAAGAUACGAGCUGGAAGUCCUGGGGAGGAGAUGGCACUUGUGGAUCAUCUCAAGGGGAUGUCUCUUACCACUGGUGCGCAGAAUGAGCUUAGGACCCUGCUUGUAGUUCUAACACAACUGGGGAAAGAAGAUAUUGCUCGUCAGGUGCAGCUGGCUGGAGAUAAUUUCGAGGUAUCUCAAAUGGCUGCAGUGAAGUUGGCCGAGGAUACGGUGUCUAGCAACAAGAUAGACGAGAACGCACAUACUCUUGAGCAUUACGUGAAAAUGCUGAGAGCCCAUCAGCCUGUUGCCACCGGUGAAACUAUUUCUUGGCGAAUCAAAGCACUGUCACCGCCUUGACUGGCAUGUAAUCCAGUUCACAAACAGCUGUCUGACUGAUUACCACCACAUUUUACAACAAAAUAGUAUUCCUAAUCUUUCUACGAUGGAAUAUGGUUUAAGGCUUGCUGGCGAGUUGAGCAUUGUGUCUUAUUGGGAUACGCCGGUUGACCGUGGCAACCAUUGCUGUAUUAAGUCCAGGUGGAGUGCUUUCUGUAGUUGUAUUAUGUAUUGAAGAUAUCAAAGUUUAGUAUUGAUACA
Brachypodium distachyon (stiff brome) is the source of this 4444-nucleotide messenger RNA. Its product is annotated as elongator complex protein 1. The record is from RefSeq and is a predicted model, not a curated record. Lineage: Eukaryota; Viridiplantae; Streptophyta; Magnoliopsida; Poales; Poaceae. The transcript has 5 exons. Gene Ontology annotation, cellular component: cytosol; elongator holoenzyme complex. Gene Ontology annotation, molecular function: protein binding; tRNA binding. Gene Ontology annotation, biological process: tRNA wobble base 5-methoxycarbonylmethyl-2-thiouridinylation. The coding region runs from base 215 to 4204 and encodes 1329 amino acids.